Phanerochaete carnosa HHB-10118-sp is the source of this 3196-nucleotide messenger RNA. RefSeq lists its product as uncharacterized. Gene Ontology annotation, molecular function: RNA binding. The record is from RefSeq and is a predicted model, not a curated record. The transcript has 13 exons. Gene Ontology annotation, biological process: RNA processing. Bases 1 to 2388 code for a protein of 795 amino acids. Lineage: Eukaryota; Fungi; Basidiomycota; Agaricomycetes; Polyporales; Phanerochaetaceae. Gene Ontology annotation, cellular component: nucleus.
AUGGCGGUCGCAGGAUGUUCUAAUUUGCGUGAUAUUGACAACCAUAUCAACAUUGAUAAGUCCCCGCAAUCCUCAGCUACGAGGAGUAUGGACAAAACAAAGUCGAAGCUUGCCGCAUUCUUCGACAACGAUGACGAUGAAGCUGCAUUUCCACCAAAGGCAGUAGAGGAUCACAAACUCUCCCACUACACGCAAGGCACAUUGCGCAAGUCAAAGCGGGAAAAAGAGAAAGAAGCCGCGGAGGCGAAGCGCAGGGAGGAAGAAGAGAACGCGGUCAAGGCCUAUGCAGAGUUUAUUCAGGCAUUUCAAGGCGAAGAUGUCGACCGUAGGAAGGCCGGGUCUUCCUUCGUUAAGGCUGGAAAAGAAGUCGUGUAUGCUCCGUCAGCCAAGAGCGGUCCGGAACCCUCGCGAGCAGCUGUAUCCAUGUUCAACUCGGGGCCCCCAUCGCCGCCCCCAGUUGUUCCGAAGCCUAAAGGCAAGCGCGCGAUGGAUUCAUUUCUAGAAGAGAUUAAGAGCAAGCUUCGCGGGAGUCCCGCCUCGGACGACAUGCUUAAUAAUUUGCAAGCGACCCAGGGGCGUUCUGUGACGGCGAUGGCGGCCUACGAGGGGCAGAGCGGCAGUAAAGAUCGAGGGGACCCAGAAACAUCCAACAUUUUCGUUGCCAAUCUCCCUCCGUACGUCAAUGAGCAAAGCCUUGGCAUGUUCUUUGCACGAAUCGGCCCUGUCGGCUCUGUUAAGAUUAUGUGGCCUCGUGGAGACGCUUCCGUGGGUCCCGGCAAUGACAUGACUGCGUCCAGGCGCACCAAGAACACUGGGCUCAGUGGAUUCGUAGCUUACAUGAAGCGCAAAGACGCAGAAGCGGCUCUGCGAGAGCUUGACGGAUUUGACUGGGGCGGGUCAGUCCUCAGAGUGGGCUGGAGCAAGGCAGUCCCAGUUGCUGCUAAGCCGAUGUACGUGGUGAAGAAAAGUAGAUCGCACUCUAGGAGUAAUUCGCGAAGCCGGUCACGAAGUCGCUCGCCUCGGCGACACCGGAGUGGAAGUCGCAGUCUUCGAAGGCGUUCUCAUUCUCGAGACAGAGAUCAUCGCCGUUCAUACAGCCAAUCAGUCUCCAGAUCGCGUUCUCGUUCGCGGUCGGGAUCUCGUUUUAGACAUGAAAGGCGGCGAUCAUACAGCCGACGACGUGACAGCCGGUCGCAUUCGAGGCCGAGGUUUCGUUCCCGGUCCCGGUCGCGAGGACGCCCGAGCGAUGAAGAAGAAAUCUCGGAGCAGUUUAUCCGCACUGUCGCCGCUGAAGUCAAGGGACAUGGCGAAGAAUAUGCAAGGAGUUUACAAGAGCGCGAGCAAUCAAAUCCAAAAUAUGGCUUUCUCAAGCCAGGACACCGCCGACAUAAGCUUUACGUGAACCUUAUCAAACGUGAUAAGUCGAUUGAACCGGAGUUCGAUGACGAGGGGUACAACUCCAUUUAUUCUACUGAUUCGGCGGAAGAAUCUGAGCGCGAACGCGGGCGCAAGAACCAAUUAGGUCGCCUCGCUAGGAAGCGGUUUGAAGCUAUGCUCCGUGCACUUUCGGGUCGACGCGGCGAGCUUGCACGUUGCAUGGCAUUCAGCUUAGAACAUGCUGAAGCCGCGUCAGAGGUCGCAGACAUCAUCGUCUCUUCCUUGCUUGUCGAUGGCACACCUGUACCCCGCAAGGUUGCUCGUCUUCACCUCAUUUGCGACAUCCUUCAUAAUUCCGCAGCCCCGCUUCCCAUGGCUUGGAAAUUCCGUCAAGAGUUUCAAGCUCGCCUCGGCAUUGUCUUUGACCACCUCUCGACCAUCUAUCACUCCUUCCCAGGACGCAUCACGGCUGAGACCUUCAAGAAGCAGAUCGCCACUAUUGUCGAUAUUUGGGACGAUUGGAUCGUAUUUCCGCCUGACUUCACGAGUGAGCUGCGCCAGCGCCUCGAGGGACAGACCAUCCCGCAGGUAGAGGAGGAAGAGGCAGAUCCCGUCAUUGCACAGAAGGAGACGAUCCCGGCAUUCAAAAGUAAAUUCAAGUCAAGCUCGUUCCGGCCUGCAGAAGAGGUUGAGCCUACGCCAACGCCCUCCGCCGCGCCUACAGCUGCGGAUGACGACGAAGGAGAGCCUAUGGAUGUUGGUAGCGAUGCCGAAGUACCUGCCGUGGAUGAUGUGGAUGGCAUGCCGAUCAAUGAUGACGUCGAUGGAGAGCCUAUCUCUGACGACAUGGACGGUGAACCAAUAGCAGAGGAUCUCGAUGGCGUUCCCGUAGCGGAAGAUGUCGAUGGGGAGCUCAUUCUCGAGGAUGUUGACGGUGUACCUAUGGAAGGUACAGAUGAUGUGGAUGGCGAACCUAUGGACGACAUUGACGGUGAAUCUGUUCCUGUUUAAUGUGUAGUUUCCAAUGCUCUCCUGCAAUGUAUGCAUGGAUGUACCGCUAUCGGCAUGUAUUUCUGGACAGCAGGGUACAAUGGUAGCAUGUCUGCCAGGGGAUUACUCAGCCCCCGUACUAAGCACGACGCCCGAUGAGCGUUUGUGAUUCAUUAUGGCUCAUUCGCAUUUGUUAAGGGAUAGAUAAGAGGCAUGCCAGAGAUCUCCAACGGUACAACCGAGAGGUGGAACGAGAAGAGGGCUUGAACACGGAAAGGAAUUGGUAGGGAAAGCUACGGGAUAUCUCGAUAAUGAUCCAAACUGAAAGCCUAAUAAGCCCUGGUAUGCCAUAACUCGAGCUCGUCGUCUGAAGUCGGAAAGCGCCUGUUAAUCCUUGGCCGCUUCCGAGGAUUGACGGAAAGUGUGGAGAGAAUUGGUGCGAUAUUCCAUGUGCUGCGUACCCUCUCGUCGAUGACACUCCUCGUACAGGGAGCACGAGUGUACCAUCCGCGUAGCGUGCAUAUACGCAUUAGGGUAGUUAGGUCUAGCCUUCGUGCGUCUUCUUCAGAGAUAUCUUCCGCGCGAGUGACAAGUCCCCUAACUGCAGAAACAAAGCCUUCGUCCAGAUCCAGACUUAACUCGCAGUAGACUAGAAUGGCAUCGAUGCCGUCCUCCACCUCCAAUUGCUCCUUGAUAGCCCUGAAAGCGCGUUUGAGAACAUUACUGAACUCCCAUUGUCUCGCGAUCUUGAAGACGGCCUUCCAUUCGUUCAAGGGCAUGUCCUCUACGCUUUCGAAAGGUCUGGAGAUAGCUAUGAGACGGCAGCCAU